Molecule: messenger RNA, 296 nt
Organism: Sphaeroforma arctica JP610
Lineage: Eukaryota; Ichthyosporea; Ichthyophonida
Exons: 1
Source: RefSeq, a predicted model, not a curated record
AAACCGUCAACACACCAGUGCCACAACCGCCACUGAGUAAACGCGAACGCAAAGCGAUCAGAGCGCGUGAGAGACGCGAGGCUGCAGAUGUAACCGUUGCAGUGGAUGAGUGCAUCGCACAUCUGGUCUGUGUAAAGGUGUGGGUGUGUACGAAAAUCAUGCGUAAUGUAUGAAAUACAAGAUAUGUGUGUGUAUUAGAAGCAUUCGUAAUGUACGUCACUUUUGGUCUGUGAAAAGGCAUGUGUGUGUAGUGAAAGUAUGUGAGAAAUAUGGAACACCAUACAAUGGAUGGGUAC